UGGAUUAAUGACGGACACAAUUUUUCAGAUGAUUUUCGGAAAUUUCAGAAGUCGGUUAUUGAAAAAUUAAAAACUGAUCCAACUUUAAGCUAUGCAACCGACGUUGAAUCUAUAAUUGCUUUAUCAAGCAUAAUGAUAUUAAGAAAAAACAAAAAACCAGCUUAUGUUUUGCGUACUGAGAAUGAGUGGCGAAUGGCGUUUUCGCAUAUUAUCUAUAAAUUUAAGAUGCCAACCCUUAUCCAAGUCACAGUAUGUUCAUAUAUGCAGCCUUUAAUGAGAGGUGAUUUGACAGAAUUUGAAGACUUGUGGAGGCAGAACUGGA
Racocetra persica is the source of this 322-nucleotide messenger RNA. The record is from the annotation of a GenBank genome assembly. NCBI's taxonomy places the organism in Eukaryota, Fungi, Glomeromycota, Glomeromycetes, Diversisporales, Gigasporaceae.